Molecule: messenger RNA, 1601 nt
Organism: Vicia villosa (hairy vetch)
Lineage: Eukaryota; Viridiplantae; Streptophyta; Magnoliopsida; Fabales; Fabaceae
Exons: 5
Coding region: 132-848 (238 amino acids)
Source: RefSeq, a predicted model, not a curated record
UACCCAUACCCACUCCUCUGCAGAAGUUCUUUUCAUCUUUGGGAACCACACAAAGUUGGAACACUACCUCCGUCCAAAGCUUAGAGAUCCGCUGCCUUUCCCUGUUCGUCAUUUCCUCACCGGCAGAAAACAUGUCAAGGGCUCCCAUAUUUAUUAAAUAUCUUCUAAAGGGAAACCAGGUCUGGAAAAUGCACGUUGGGGUUGUUGAUAUGUGGGUUGUUAUUGAGAAAAAUGGAUCUCAACACCUUGAAGCUGUUAUUCAGGAUGCGAAGGGUGAUAGGAUUCACGUGGUCACCCGGGGAAAAGACUUCCAAGAUUGGGUUGAGGUUGUUAAGGAGCAUGAGACUUACUACCUUUAUAAUGGAGAGCCAGUUGAGAACGAUGGGCCUUUCAAGGUGUGUUCUAACCCACUCAAACUCAUUUUCAAUGGAGGGACUACGAUGACGAAGGUGGCGAUACCUGAAAUUCCUACUCACAGCUACAGUUUUCACCCUAUUGAGGACUUUCUCAAAGGAGACUUCAAACAUGACCACUUAUAUGAUGUUAUUGGCAUAUUACAAGAUGUUUUAAAGACCCAAACGGGAGGUGGUGGUAGGAAAUCUUGCGUCAAUGUAACUAUACGUGAUGUCGAAGGCAGUGUGAUUGAGCUGGUGUUAUGGGGAAAUUACGGCAAACAGUUCAUCAACUACACUACCCCUAACAACUUUGCUGGUCCUACUAUAAUCGUAUUGACACAUGCAUGGUGCAAGCCAAAUACAGGUUUCAUUUUUCUGAUUAUGCUAUGUAUGUUGUUUCAUUUUGAUGCAUUUGUUUUUUGGUCCAAACAGCGGUACAGCGGUACGGUUUGAAACAUUUUACAUACUCUGUUCAUUCAUUAGUUAAAGUUCCAAGCAUUUUCAUAUUUCAAAUACUAAGUUGUAAAUAUUGUAUGAAUCUAAUUCAUUUGGUGACUUUCAAAUUGCUGGCUGGUUUUCUAAUUCAUUUGGGCACUGUCUAAUUCAUUUUUGCUGGUUUUCUAAUUCAUUUUGGCUGGUUUUUUACCAACACAGUCUGUUCAUAGUCUGUUCAUUCAUUACUUAAAGUUCUAGGCAUUUUCAUAUUUCAAAUACUAAGUUCAAUAUCGAAUUAAUCUAAUUCAUUUGGUGACUACCGAAUUGCUGGUUUUCUAAUUCAGUUGGUCACUUUUAAAUUACUUGCCUAGCACAUGAUUACAUGACUAUUUAGUUUUUUUACCAACACAAAAUAUCAUGUUUAUAAACUAGCACUCCAAACGUUUGUUUUCCUUACAAACUCUAUGAUCAACCAUAAUACUUACAUCAACAUUUGAAAAGUGAAAAAGUUUAUAGAUUACACCUAUACAUUUCAGUGUUUGAAUAGCCAAAAUGGUCUUUUCCCUGAAUGAUGCAUUUAUUUUUUGGUUUGUUAUUCUUUACUUUCUACACUAUACAUUUCAGUGUCGGGAUUACCAUGUCUUUCAAACGCAUGGAAUGGUUCUAAACUUUACAUCAACAUGGAACAUCCACAAGUAGAUGAAUGCAAAGCUAGUUUUGGUUCCAACUUACCUGCCCCUUCCCAAUCAUUGACUGUCGAUUCAUCUGUGC